CUGAGUGACUGCAGCCUUCCUAGAUCCCCUCCACUCGGUUUCUCUCUUUGCAGGAGCACCGGCAGCACCAGUGUGUGAGGGGAGCAGGCAGCGGUCCUAGCCAGUUCCUUGAUCCUGCCAGACCACCCAGCCCCCAGCACAGAGCUGCUCCACAGGCACCAUGAGGAUCAUGCUGCUAUUCACAGCCAUCCUGGCCUUCAGCCUAGCUCAGAGCUUUGGGGCUGUCUGUAAGGAGCCACAGGAGGAGGUGGUUCCUGGCGGGGGCCGCAGCAAGAGGGAUCCGGAUCUCUACCAGCUGCUCCAGAGACUCUUCAAAAGCCACUCAUCUCUGGAGGGAUUGCUCAAAGCCCUGAGCCAGGCUAGCACAGAUCCUAAGGAAUCAACAUCUCCCGAGAAACGUGACAUGCAUGACUUCUUUGUGGGACUUAUGGGCAAGAGGAGCGUCCAGCCAGACUCUCCUACGGAUGUGAAUCAAGAGAACGUCCCCAGCUUUGGCAUCCUCAAGUAUCCCCCGAGAGCAGAAUAAGGUAUUAAAGCUCAUAGAUUUGCCCUGAAAUACAUUGCCAGUGCCCAGCACACUGUCGACCAAACACAAAGACACUUAGAGGCAUGUGUGUUUGUACACAUCCCCCGUCUUUCAUCUCUUUCCUCUGGAUCAUGGACGGCAGCUGACUAUUGAGCAGGAUACUCCACUUCCGGACUCCUGGACUGCAUCAGGAAGACCUCUUUCCCUGUCCCAAUCCCCAGGUGCGCACACUCCUGUUACCCUUUCUCUUCCCUGUUCUUGUAACAUUCUUGUGCUUUGACUCCUUCUCUAUCUUUUCUACCUGACCCUGGUGUGGAAACUUCAUAGUGAAUAUCCCCAAUCCCAAUGGGCAUUGACUGUAGAAUACCCUAGAGUUCCUGUAGUGUCCUACAUUAAAAAUAUAAUGUCUCUCUCUACUCCUCAACAAUAAAGGAUU
This is a messenger RNA of Gorilla gorilla gorilla (western lowland gorilla), 962 nucleotides long. It is a transcript of the gene TAC3, whose product is annotated as tachykinin precursor 3. NCBI's taxonomy places the organism in Eukaryota, Metazoa, Chordata, Mammalia, Primates, Hominidae. The record is from RefSeq and is a predicted model, not a curated record. The coding region runs from base 161 to 526 and encodes 121 amino acids. Gene Ontology annotation, biological process: tachykinin receptor signaling pathway; positive regulation of blood pressure. The transcript has 8 exons.